UCUCGCGACCUCGUAGUGGCCGGCUACCUUAAGAAGUUUUAUGUUAUAUUCAGAGCUUGAUCAUAUCCGUAUGAUCAUUAAUUUCAUUUUCGUUGCUGAUUACUAAGUAGUUCAUACAAUAGAAAACGUAUAGAUUUAAAAUAUUUCUCUUUAAUCCAAUUGGCUCUACAUGCUACGAUCUGCAAAGCAUUUGGAUAGGCGUGUGCCCGCUGCUAUGCCUAACGCGUGCCUACCCAUGUCUUGCUGAAACUAGUAUGACUCAAAAGAAAGCGACGGGAAGAUGGCGGUGUCCACAAAAUGCGUGCUUUCCUUUUUUCGGUGUAAUUCAUUUUUAUUUUACUGUCAUUUUAUUUAUAACUAAAUGGAUACUAAGGUAAACAUGCCGGACGAGGAAAGCUUUGGAAUAGAAGUGAUUAUUCAGAAAGGAGACGAUAAGAAGAUACCGUCAUGCCCUCAUGGUCCCACAUUGCUGUUUGAGAAGGUGUGUCCUGGAGAACAGGCCGGCAGGAGGUUUUAUGCCUGCUCGGCUUGCAGAGACAGGAAGGACUGUAACUUUUUUCAGUGGGAGGACGAUAAGGUAUCCGAAGACAAGCGUUUGGCCAGGGAAGCGGAAAACAGACGUAAGCUGCCCGAGUUUACCCAUCAGGAAUACUGCGCCAGGUUUCUAGAGUUUGUCUCUCUGCCCUUGGAGCAGAAGAGAUUCUGUCAGGACUGCCAUCUGCUGCUGCUUCCUGCGGAGUGGACCGCGCAUUCCUCUCACAGGGCGCUUUCUGAUGACAUCACGGUGGCCCGCUUAAGAAGACCCAGCCUGCUGCUCCGCCCCCUGGAAAACAAGAAGAGCAAUGCACAGUUCCUGUUCGCUGACCGCAGCUGCCACUUCCUCCUGGACCAGCUGGCCGGGCUGGGAUUCCGGAAGGUUCUGUGUGUUGGGACGCCCCGACUCCAUGAGCUGAUCAAGAUAAGAAACCUGGAGGGGAAGGAGGUGCCAAUAAGGAGUCUUCUGCUGGACAUCGACUUCAGAUAUGCGCAGUUUUACAGCGAAGCUGAGUUUUGUCACUAUAACAUGUUCAACCACCAUUUCUUCAAUGGGGAGACAGCCAGAGGUGUGUUGGAUGCCUUUCUGCGUGAGGUGGGCAGAGCCAAGGUCGUCAUGGUGACAGACCCUCCAUUUGGAGGUCUGGUUAAGCCGCUCGCUCACAGUUUCUCCCAGAUCUCUGAAGCCUGGAAAGCACUGAAUCCCUCAGGGAACGCCGCGGCGGAGAUGCCCAUGUUCUGGACAUUCCCGUACUUCUUCGAGUCCCGCAUUCUGGAAUGUUUCCCCACAUUCUCCAUGCUGGAUUACCAGGUGGACUAUGACAAUCACCCACUUUACAAACAUGGGAAGACGGGCCGGAAACAGUCUCCCGUCCGCCUCUUCACCAACCUGUCCCCCCGCGACGUCGUCCUGCCCGAGCAGGAGGGGUACAGGUUUUGUUCCUCCUGUGAGCGCUACGUUUCCCCCGGCAACAAGCACUGCCCCGCCUGUGACUCCUGCACGUCCAAGGAUGGCCGUGAGUGGAGGCACUGCUCGCUGUGUAACAAGUGCGUAAAACCAACAUGGCUGCACUGUCCCGCCUGCCAGCGUUGCACCCUCCCAGACCACCCCUGCAGUGGGAGCAAGGUCCAGCCAGGCUGCUUUGCGUGUGGCAGCCCGGGACACAAACGACGGACCUGUCCGCAUGGCUCGAGAGCGCGAGACGCUCGGGGGAGGAGUGAGCCCCCGGCCAAGAGGAGGGGCGGCACCGGCCGGUGGCCGGCCGUCAGCAAGCCCAGAGCCAGCAGGAAGAAGACAUCGGCCCCAACAAGCCCAAAGUCACAUGACCCUAUCCUGCCAUGCGUCACAUGACCAGCACGCCUGUACAUGUGCAUCAGAGAGGAUAUGGCUACAAUGGCGGCUGUACCAAGUGUCUUUACUGUGAAAUGGUGCAGGAGAAAAUGUUCAUUCUUAUUGUGGGGGGAUGGGGGAAUUACAUAUGUGUGUCGUUUGGGGGCACUAGACAAAUUAAACAAUGGCAAUGGUAGUCAGGCUAAUUAGCAUCAAGGGCUAAGUGGUGGGCAAGGUGCUGCUUAGCUGCUCCUGGGGGGCCUAUUUUAGCGUGGUGCAGGAGCAGAAUGGAUAACACUGGGAGGAGCAGGUAGGCAGCCAGGCCAGCCAAAGAUUUAUGUGAUGCUGAGUAAUUAACACGGAGGCAGGCAGGGAGCUGAAUCAGUCGACUGGUUUGUGUGGCCUGCUGAGGGGCCUGCUGGCUGUCCUUGCAUUACCUCCUAGAAUCCACCAGGGGGCGAGUUUCUCACACGCACAGCUCGGUCAUUAUAUUACCCAUACAUUUACUGCUAGGAUGCUCAUGUGCUAAUUCAUCCUGAGGUCUGUGUUUUUUUUUUGUUUUUUUUUUAAGGCAUCUGGAUUUUUGACCCCCCCAUAGCAUCAAAAAAAAGCCAAUCGGAUGCCUUUUACUGUCUGCCAAUACCUUGAUAUUUAACUGUGCUAACUCGUAUUGCCGGUUGUUAUGUCAAACUGUAUAUUGCUGUGACGUUCACUUUGUUUUUACCAACUCGAGCAGAGCAUGCAGGUUGAGGUUUCAGCACUUUGCUCCAUGAUCUGUUUCCUUCAAUGUGCAUUUUCCUUGUCUCUUGCCUAAUAUUUUUUAGUCUAAGAAAUUUGAAGAAAGUUAUGUAAAUAAGUGUUAUCAAACACGGAUUAAAGGGAUCCAAGUCGGCCCUAAAAUGACCCACAUGAGUUUUUCUAGAGAAAAAGCCUCCCCGAAUUGUGUCAAGCUCUCGCCGGCCUCGUGUGAGAAGGACCAGAGCUCUCAAGGUCAUGGGACUGUCGGAAGCUGAGUAGCCAGGAACUGAGGGCCAGGAACUUUCUGGAACCAAAACGCGAAGUUUUAUGCAUAUGAGCAUGGUUGUUAUCAGGUGUUUUUAGUUGGAUCUCUGUGGUGUGCAUGGAAUUAAGAUUAUGUACACAAACAUAACUUGUUGAAAGGGCCUCUCCCAUUUCCUGCGUCAUGUCAGCCCUUGUUCUGUGGCGCUGUUCAAGCUGUUAUGUGUCAGUCACUUUACCGCAUGUACAGGGGGCAGGGUGAUGAGCGAUGUCACCUGUUUACUGGAGGCUGCGCGCGACUCUGGUGGUGAUUUCAAACUGGCGGCUCAGUGUCACGUUUUAAAUAAACGCCGGACUCUUCCAUUUGUCUGCAGAA
This is a messenger RNA of Brienomyrus brachyistius, 3239 nucleotides long. It is a transcript of the gene zcchc4, whose product is annotated as zinc finger, CCHC domain containing 4. Gene Ontology annotation, cellular component: cytoplasm; nucleolus. Gene Ontology annotation, molecular function: rRNA (adenine-N6-)-methyltransferase activity; zinc ion binding; nucleic acid binding. The coding region runs from base 362 to 1885 and encodes 507 amino acids. Gene Ontology annotation, biological process: rRNA methylation. Lineage: Eukaryota; Metazoa; Chordata; Actinopteri; Osteoglossiformes; Mormyridae. The transcript is spliced from 13 exons. The record is from RefSeq and is a predicted model, not a curated record.